Molecule: messenger RNA, 1945 nt
Organism: Prosopis cineraria
Lineage: Eukaryota; Viridiplantae; Streptophyta; Magnoliopsida; Fabales; Fabaceae
Exons: 7
Coding region: 61-1890 (609 amino acids)
Molecular function (GO): protein binding
Source: RefSeq, a predicted model, not a curated record
UUGUAUUCACGCUUCCAAGUUUCAAAAAUCGAGAGUGAAAAAUCUGAUACAGAAACAGACAUGGAACAAGCAGCAGCAGACGGAGAGAUGAUAGGGAAGCUAUACAAGGCAAUAUAUGAGAACAAGUGGUCCGCGGCAAAAGUAAUCAUAGAUGCCCAUCCUAGUUGCUUGAACGCACAACUCUCUGCUAUAACAGGCGAAACAGCUCUUCAUGUGGCUGCAAAGUUCAGCCAUGUGGGCAUCGUAGAGGAGUUGUUGAGAUUAGUCCCACCCGAGUAUCUUGAAAUCCUCGAUGCCCGUGGCUUUACUCCACUUAUGACAGCCUCAACAUAUCGUGGACUCAUUCCUAUUGCAAAAUGCUUGAUCCAAAAACAUAGCAAUGCACUUGAAAUUCCCGUUGCAGGAUCUUCAUGGCUUCCAGUUGCAUUGGCUUUUCGGUGCGGCCACGACAAAAUGGGGUGCUAUCUCUAUUCUCGUACUCCUUUGCGAGUCUUGAAACCAGAAAAUGGCCUUUUGUCAGGUGCUACCCUUCUCAGUGCAUGUUUAUCCUCUGGAAAUCUUGAUAUUGCACUGGAUUUGCUUCGUCGAUGCACAGAACUGCUUUUCGCUCCUGACUAUGCCGGGACCAGAGUGAUUCGAAGGAUUGCGGGCUUUGUUCCUAAAUAUUCUCUCAACACAAGUCAACAUUGGUGCUGGCAGCGAUGGAUUUAUCACUAUACCAAAAUACCAACCACUGCCACGGAGCAUUCUUGUGUAGACACGGAACAAGAAAGCGAGAGUAACAAAGCCCGAGGGUUAAAUCUACUGCACUUGCUCAUCUCCCACAUCUAUAAUUUGUCAGGAAUGAAGGAAAUGUAUAAGAAGAAGCUGCAACAUACACAAUCAGAUGAAAUUUUGAACUUUGUUUGUGAGAAACUAAAAUUUCUGGAUCAGGAUAAAGAAACACAUAUUACAGAAGCGCUCCAUACUGCAGCUAGGAAUGGGCAAGCUGAGUUUUUGUUAAGAGCAUUGAAAUCAAACCCAGUUCUAAUCACUCUUGCCACUCUUCCUGAUCCAAAUGGGAACAUAUUCUUCUCUGGUAUUUCAUUUCGUCAAAAUGAGAUUUUCAACCUCCUCCAUGGGUUUCGAUUUAAGGAUAAUGUUGUAUCAUUAAUCAGCGCAUCCUCCAGCAACACCUUUCUGCAUGAAGUAGCCAUGUUGGCUCCGGCUUCAAGACUGAACAGCAUAUCUGGUGCCGCUCUGCAACUGCAAAGAGAAAUGCAGUGGUUCAAGGCAGCAGAGAGUGUGGUGGCUCCCGGAUAUAGUUUGUUUCGGAAUUGCGAUUGGUUGACUCCUCUAGAAUGCUUAAAAAUAAAUCACAAAGAACUGAGGAAUGAAGGCGAGAAAUGGAUGAAAGAUACUGCAUCUUCUUGCUCAGUUGUGGGUGCUCUGAUCAUCACCAUCAUGUUUACAGCAGCUUUUACAGUUCCAGGAGGGAAUGAUCAAACUUCUGGGUAUCCAAUUUUCCUACAGGAAAAGUUGUUCAAGGUUUUCUUAAUUUCAGAUGCAUUGUCAUUGUUUGCUUCUACUACUUCUGUGCUCACAUUCUUAGGAAUCCUCACGUCGCGGUAUGCAGAAGAAGAUUUCCUUUACUCCUUGCCUAAAAAACUGAUCAUAGGCCUUUCUACACUUUUUCUCUCCAUUGCAACUAUGUUGAUAGCAUUUUCUGCAACAAUAAUCAUAUUGUUGGAACAUAACUCGUCACGUUUAGGGGCUUUUCUCCCUGUUAUUAUGCUUGCUAGUGUUCCAAUAACCCUCUUUGUGUUAUUACAAUUCCCUCUUCUUGUCGAAAUAAUUUCUUCUACUUAUGGUCGCGGCAUUUUAAACAAGAAGGUGAGCAAGUGGCCAUGAAUGUGUGUACUACACAUCUUACCAUAUGUAUUUUCUUUCCCUUUUUCAUUUGGAG